AUGGCUGAAUACGGCGACGGCUCGGGGCCCUCUGCGGCCCCGCACGGCCAGGCCCGGGCGGCCGCGCGCCCCUCCGGCUUCGCGUGCGGAGAUCUGGGCGCAGCGGGCGCCGGCCCGCGCCUGUGGCUGAACGCGCCCGCUCUCAGCUCCGCGCCCUACGCGCCGGGCCCCGUGCCCGCGGCCCCCUACGGGGCCCCCGGCCCUCUCCUCGCGGCCCCCGGCGGCCUGGCAGGCGCCGACCUGGCGUGGCUGAGCCUGCCGGGCCAGCAGGAGCUGCUGAGGCUGGUGCGGCCGCCCUACUCGUACUCGGCGCUCAUCGCCAUGGCCAUCCAGAGCGCGCCGCGGCGCAAGCUGACGCUCAGCCAGAUCUACCAGUACGUGGCCGGCAACUUCCCCUUCUACAAGCGCAGCAAGGCGGGCUGGCAGAACUCCAUCCGCCACAACCUGUCCCUCAACGACUGCUUCAAGAAGGUGCCCCGCGACGAGGACGACCCAGGUAAAGGCAAUUACUGGACCCUGGAUCCAAACUGCGAGAAGAUGUUUGACAACGGGAACUUCCGAAGGAAGAGGAAGCGGAGGGGGGAGGCGAGCGCGGUCGCACCGUCGGGUCCCCAGAGCCUGGCUGGAGCCAAGACGCCGGAGCUGGAGCCCCUGGGCGCCGCCUCCCCUGACCUGCGGGCCUCGGCGUCCCCGCCCGCGCCCGAGGCCGCGGCCUGCUUCUCCAGUUUGGCCUCGGCCGUGGGUGCCCUGGCUGGCGGCUUCAGUCCCUUUCCCGGGGGCCUGGCGGGAGACUUUUCCUUCGGGAGACCCACGACGAUCGCCACUCACAGCCCCCAGGUCCCCGGCCCGGCGCCCGGCUUCGCCGCUGGCCAGCAGACGCCAGCCACCGGCUUCCGCGUCGGUCACUUCAUCUACAGCCGGGAGGGGACCGAAGUUUGA
Cervus elaphus (red deer) is the source of this 939-nucleotide messenger RNA. It is a transcript of the gene FOXI2, whose product is annotated as forkhead box I2. The coding region runs from base 1 to 939 and encodes 312 amino acids. NCBI's taxonomy places the organism in Eukaryota, Metazoa, Chordata, Mammalia, Artiodactyla, Cervidae. The record is from RefSeq and is a predicted model, not a curated record. Gene Ontology annotation, biological process: regulation of transcription by RNA polymerase II; anatomical structure morphogenesis; cell differentiation. The transcript has 2 exons. Gene Ontology annotation, molecular function: DNA-binding transcription factor activity, RNA polymerase II-specific; RNA polymerase II cis-regulatory region sequence-specific DNA binding.